AUGGAGCCCUCAAAAUGUACCCGUUUAGUUACACCACUACUAAUUGCCUGCACAUGUAUUUUAAGUCCUUUGCUGGAAGUUGAUGCCCAUAUAUUGGUGUAUCGACGCAUAACCAAUCAGCUAAUUGAAGAAUACAAUGAUAUGCCAGCCCAGUUUGGUCCUAGUCUAACAUCUAGCGGUAUUAAGGUAUUUGCUGUGCCAGCCGAACCCAAUGAUGCUUGUGGGAAAAUAGCAAAACCCCCACAUAUGGCCGGCUAUCCCAGUAAUGCAAAAUUUGCAGCUAUAAUACAAAGAGGUGGUGUGGACUGUACAUUUGAAUUGAAGGUACGCAAUGCUCAGGCGGCAGCAUUCGAUGCUGUGGUUAUCUACAACAAUAUGAGUGAUGAUUUGGAACACAUGUCAGCACAAAAUUCCAGUGGUAUUAUGAUACCAGCGGUAUUUGUGGGCCACACAACCGGAAUGAAUUUGAAAUCAUUCUUUACACCCGAAAUUGUUUUAGUCAUAAAUGAUGAGCUGCCUUUUAAUAUUAAUACCCAAUUGAUUUUACCAUUUUCCAUAUUAAUUGGUUUAUGUUUUCUGGUGAUGAUCUUCUACAUGAUCUACAAAUGCAUACGUGAAGAAAGACGUUUGAGACGUUAUCGUUUGCCCAAACGUAUGCUGAAGAAGUUGCCGAUAAUCAAAUUUACGAAAAAUAGCAACAUAGCCUAUGACACCUGUGUCAUUUGUAUAGAAACCUUUGCCGAGGGCGAUAAACUGAGAGUGUUGCCAUGCAAACAUCCCUAUCACAGUGAUUGCAUUGACGUUUGGCUAACCGAAAAUAAACGCGAAUGCCCAAUUUGUAAGCGUAAGGUUUUUACGAAAGGCGAAGCCCGAUCACAACGGAAUCGACAGUCUUCAUUGGAUAGUAUAGUCGAUACUGAUGAUGAUACAGCGCCAUUGUUACAACAAUCAUCGCAGAGUUCAUUGACAACAACAAUGUCAUCGAAUAAUUCAACACGGCAUGGUACAUUUCAGCGUGGUGCAGCCGAUGUUACAUCGGAUGAUGAAAAUAUGCUAUCGUCUACCCCUACUCGCCGCAUCAAUCCCUUUGACCGUUCUCCAAAUUUACCACCACAUUUGGCGGCCCAACUUAACAAUGACGGCUCCAGAAGUUUCUUUUGGUCUUUGCCGGUAUUCAGAUGGUUAAGACGUCAACCAACCACAAUUAGUGUGGCAGCACCACCUUAUCAAGAGGACAUAUUAAGUGAUGUUAUAGCUGGUGAACCAAGGGCGACAAAUUCCACCACCAUGGCCACCAGUGUACCCACACAUUCAUCCAAUAAUGUUCUAAAUCCGAAUUUAAGUGGUUCAUUUAAGGACGAGGAAGAUGAUGAGCCGCCAUUACAGUGUAUAUAUGAACCUGCAUCGAACGUGAUCACAUCCAAUCCCAUACAGCAACCUGCUGCUGGUGGUGGGUUAGAUAAUAAUCCACAACAACAGCCUAUUGUGACAAAUGAAACAGAUUCGGUGUUUAUACAGACCCCGACACAAGGUGGCAUUGCGGUGGCUGCAUUGCCCAGGGAUGGCAAUGACCCCCCUAUCCAUGCAAAUAGUAAUAAUGCUAGGUUUUGGUAA
Messenger RNA from Musca vetustissima, 1614 nucleotides. It is a transcript of the gene gzl, whose product is annotated as E3 ubiquitin-protein ligase Godzilla. Gene Ontology annotation, cellular component: nucleoplasm; cytoplasm. The record is from RefSeq and is a predicted model, not a curated record. NCBI's taxonomy places the organism in Eukaryota, Metazoa, Arthropoda, Insecta, Diptera, Muscidae. The transcript is spliced from 8 exons. Bases 1 to 1614 code for a protein of 537 amino acids.